AUGGAAAAUUUCGCCGAGAGUCAAGAUGGGGAUGCACCUCCCUCAGCACGCCCGCAUGGCUUGUUUGGUAAGAAGCUCCAGCGGCAAGCAAAACGCCCAGUUGGACAUCCUGAGCCCUCAGAGAGCCGCCCUCACCGCCUGUUUGAGGCAGUUGAAACGAAAUAUGAACAGGGUGGUAAUCAGGAGGAAGGCGGGCACGAGAAGGGCCGCCGCCACUUCUUCGCAUCUUCUUCAGAUGGCAGUUCACUAGGGCCCCGCCAAGAAUGCAAGCCCAGAAGUAGCUUCCAAAGGCGAAGCCGCACCAGGGGUCCCUUCACUGCUCAUGAAGUAAGGAGACACCAGCAGAGCCAGGAAGUGGAACACCCUCCGGGUUCCCAUGGGCCCACCGGCCCAUCGAUGGCAGCACCGUUCUUGACGGUGGAUUGGAAGGAGACAAGAAAAGCGCCGGAGAAUACACAGGCGCCUGGGCGGCAACAGCAGGAGCAAGUACAGAAACGCGUCUGGAUACAACGCGAUAACGGAGAGCGACAAAGGCGAAGCACAUGGGGCAGAUCACAGCAGUAUGUGUGGCGGCCAGUAGCACACGAGAAAGUGGGCCUGGACGCUCAAAAUCAUGAGCAGCAGCAGCACCAACAGCAUCGAAGGGGGCAGCAUCACGUUGAGCAGCGCCAAAAGCAGCAUGAGCGGCAGCAGCAGCGGCGACAAACGCCUAACCAGAAUGUGCAAAGAAGCCACUCGCAGCAGCAACAAGGGCUACAACCUGAUUGCCAACAGCUGCGGCAACAGCCACUUGAGGGCCAGCAGCGGAAGACGCGCCACCAACAGCAGCAGCAGCAACAGCAGCAACAGCAACAGCAGCAGCAGCAGCGACAGGGUCAGCAGCCUGUGUCUUCUCGACCGGCUUGCGUGCGACCCCAAUUGGAUGGAACAACCUCUGCUGUAGUUGUGGAGCUACAGAGACUGCAGCGUCAGUUUAGGAGCUCCUUUUCUCUGUUAUCAUGUCAUCCGUUGCUACUGCCUUUGCUGUUGCAGCACCCGUAUGGUGCAAGCAAGCGGAAUUCAUUACCUUGUGAGGCAGGCCCCUCUCCCCGAAGGAGUUUUCCAGCUGCAGAAACUCACCUCACAAUACACGAAUCAAGCAAUACAGUCUGGGCGGCAGCUAAGGCCCCCCCCGCUGCUUCGUCUACUCUCGAUAUCUGCAAGAACCUUCAGGACAGCUGCCGAGUUAGCUGUGGGCAGGAGGUAGUUGCUACUGGUGGAGAUGCAGCUAGUUGUGAGCCAGAAGCAGCUAGCUCGGUAUUGUGCAAGUUUGAGUUGGUGCUGGUCCCAACAGAUCCCGAGUUUGAUGCGAAUCUAUUGCCACGUGGGCUGCGUCUGUGUGUGACAAUGGGGAAGACGUAUCCGGGGGCCGAGGCGGUACUGAAGGAGUCGUCUGGAUUCAAGGACGGCUUCAUCGAUGCAGAAGAAGACGCAGCUGUUGCCACUUCCGCUGCACUUGCUGCAGCUGUCUCCGAAGGGUCCAUGAGCAAGCCAAAGCCACAACACGCAGCCAAGGAUGAUGUCGAUUUUGGACCCACUGACCAACAAGUUGCAGCAGCUGAUAGAACAACAUUAACACCACGUUCAACCGAUGAAGGCGGUGGAAUUAUUUCUAGUGUGUCCUCUAGUGCCAGAUUGGAGGACGUCGACCCUCCUGUUAAGAGACUGAGUCGAGAGCCUUCGUCAUCUGUAGCUGUUUUAAAAGUCUGCAAUGAGGAGAUAAACGACUUGCGCCGAGAUGCUAUAGAAUUGGUGUUUUCCAAAGUCGUCGAACAACAGCUCACUAAGCACGAAAAGACAGACAUCACUGGAAGAAGCGGUGGUGCUGUACCGUCGGGUAGCGGAGCCAACUUUGCGUUGGCGGAACAUCAGCAGCCAUGUGGGAAGCCGGACAGCCAAAGAGUAGCAACGGAAGGCGAAAGUACCAGCAAACUUGACGAAGUGAAAGAGCCUCACGAGAGCACGAGUGAAGCAGUACUUGCCAGUAAAAAGCAAGAUGGAGAAGUUCAGCUGGAGGCGGAGGAGGGACGAGCUCAGGCUGUGCGCGGCAGCGAUGUUUCUCUGAUUGGUAGCAAAACAGAAGGAGUAUCGUCUUUGCAUCUGAGCUGCAUCCAGCUACAAGUCGUCUGUGGCCGAUGCAGAGCGGCAGUGGACUUGCGCGUUGCCUUGCCGAAGGAUGGAGCCUCUUUGGAGGCUGCAGGUAACUUCUUAAAUGCUAAAGAUGUUUAA
Messenger RNA from Eimeria acervulina, 2268 nucleotides. RefSeq names its product zinc finger (CHY type) protein, putative. The record is from RefSeq and is a predicted model, not a curated record. The transcript is spliced from 3 exons. NCBI's taxonomy places the organism in Eukaryota, Apicomplexa, Conoidasida, Eucoccidiorida, Eimeriidae. Bases 1 to 2268 code for a protein of 755 amino acids.